Messenger RNA from Aureobasidium melanogenum CBS 110374, 1002 nucleotides. Its product is annotated as cinnamyl-alcohol dehydrogenase. Gene Ontology annotation, molecular function: oxidoreductase activity, acting on the CH-OH group of donors, NAD or NADP as acceptor. The transcript has a single exon. The record is from RefSeq and is a predicted model, not a curated record. Bases 1 to 1002 code for a protein of 333 amino acids. NCBI's taxonomy places the organism in Eukaryota, Fungi, Ascomycota, Dothideomycetes, Dothideales, Saccotheciaceae.
AUGGUAGACUCUCCCCUUAUCCUCAUCACUGGCGUUACUGGUUUUAUCGGUUUCCGAGUCCUCUUGGAUGCUCUUGAACAGGGUUACACUGUUCGUGCAGCUGUUCGUUCAGCCGCACAAUCCUCCUUCAUUCGCACUCAUCCCAAACUCAGCGCCUUGGCUCCUGGAAGCAGAUUGUCUUUCGUAGAAGUGCCAGAUCUCUCUCUUCCGGGAGCUUAUGACCAGGCCACCAAGGAUGUGACUUACAUCAUUCAUCUCGCAUCUCCACUUCCUUCGCCCUUGCUUGAUCCACAAACUGGGAUUUACGAACCUACGGUCAAGGGGACUGAGAAUAUGCUCAGUGCUGCGCUUCAGACGCCUUCGGUGAAGAAGCUGGUCAUCACAUCAUCGGUGUUUGGCAAUAUGCCUUUUCCUCCAGGCCCUGCGAAGGAAAUCACUCCCGAGACUAGACAGCCAGAUCUGCAAGGUCCAUUUGAGUCAAUGCUUCCAGCAUACAUAGGCGGCAAGAUCAAUGCACUAAAUGCAAUUGACAGGUUUGUCAAGACCCACAAGCCCUCUUUUGACAUUGUCAAUGUUUUCCCAGGCUUUGUCUUUGGUCCUGAUGACAAAGCCCUCAACGUCGAGGAUCUUACCGCUGGCACCAAUAAAGUUCUCUUACCCAUCUUUACUGGAGGAUUUGCUGACUCUGCUUUGCCUUCUGGCGUUGCUCAUGUUUUUGAUGUUGCCAAGGUUCAUAUGCUGGCUUUGAAGGCCGGUGUGCCUUAUAACCUCGGUGUCACUCAACCACAUGUCUUCGACGAUGCCUGGAAGAUCAUCGAGAAGCAUUUCCGCAAGUCUGUGAAAGAAGGGGUCUUUACCCAAGGUCGUCAAUCUACUGUUCCAGUCAACUGGAAUGCACAUAAGACUGAAAUCGAUCUCGGCAUCAAGUUCAAAACUUAUGAGGAUAUUGUGGUCGAUGUAGCUAAUCAGUAUCUUGAGCUGUCUGGUGAGGAGAAAGCUUGA